Molecule: messenger RNA, 1796 nt
Organism: Synchiropus splendidus (mandarinfish)
Lineage: Eukaryota; Metazoa; Chordata; Actinopteri; Syngnathiformes; Callionymidae
Gene: elmod2
Product: ELMO/CED-12 domain containing 2
Exons: 9
Coding region: 139-1023 (294 amino acids)
Cellular component (GO): membrane
Molecular function (GO): GTPase activator activity
Source: RefSeq, a predicted model, not a curated record
CAGCCUAAAAUUGUCCGGUGUUCCCUGAAUGCACCAUGAAGAAACUGUUGUCAACAGAGACGUCGCUAACAUUCCUGACUAACUUCUGACUGAAUGUGACUAUUGACUUGAUUUCCCGAUCGGAAAACCCGGGAGAAAAUGCUGGGCGCCAUCUGGCAGUAUGUGUUCGCGUCCUUCCUGCGACACUGGCUGAAGUGGCUGAUCCGGCAGGCCACCGGGACCUGUGAGCUCCAGAGGAUCCUGGCUGGGUACAAGCCUGGAGCCACCAGGACUUUGAAGACUGAAUAUUCUCUCAAUUCAUCAAAAAGCCCGGUUUUAAGAGCCUCGCUGAAAGGCAGCGACGAUGAUUUGGAAAAAUGUGUGGGCGCAAUAAUGGAGGCGAAGAAUGUCAAACAAGAGAAAGAUCCACAGUUCAAGGAGAAACUUCACACCUCAUUGCUGCAGAUCCGAGGAUACACAAGUCUGUAUACAUCGGUGGAAGACAUGAGGAAAGAAGUUUUCUGCUCGGAGAACCAGGAGCACGAGGCCAUGCUGCUGAAGCUGUGGGACUUGCUGAUGCCAACAGUCAAACUGGAGUCCAGAGUGACCAAACAGUGGGGAGACAUUGGAUUCCAAGGUGACGACCCGAAGACGGACUUCAGAGGAAUGGGUCUGCUGGGACUCAUGAACCUCCUCUUUUUCAGUCAAAACUACACAGAAGAAGCUCGGCAGGUGCUGUCACAUGCGAACCACCCGAAGCUGGGGUAUUCCUACGCCAUCGUGGGGAUCAACCUGACGGAGAUGGCCUACAGUCUGCUGAAGAGCGGCGCCUUGAAGCCCCACUUCUACAACACAGUCCCAGGUCUGCCGGAGGUCAGGCACUUCCACCAGCUCUACUGCUACCUGGCGUUCGAGUUUGACAAAUUCUGGAUCACAGAAGAGCCUGAAAGCAUCAUGCAGUUCAAUCUGUACAGAGAAAAAUUCCACGACAUUGUUCGAGCUCACCUGAAGGAGCCCGACGUGUCUCUGACUCUGACCAAGUAGCUCAGUCUUUGCAAAUGUUUCCAGCAGGUAAGUCGAAGGUCAGGCAGGAAUAAAGGUCAAGAAAAGACAGAGUCAUAACAGCGUGUAUGUUCUGUUUGGUCUUUGUUCCAAAUGUGGAGCUCAAGCUCGGAUACUUUCACCUGACAGCUACGAUAUAUAACAUCACCUUUGACAGUGAGUGAAAAAUCUAUUUGCACUGAACACUUUUUUUACCGUGAUUUCCUGAGUAGGUCAGAGGUCGUGUGAAUUCACACUUUGACCCCUGAAUGACCCCUCUAACUCUUUUAAUGUUGGUUUUUCGGAGCUGUGACACUUGGAACGACAAGUGGUCAAAUGAAAUACCCAGUGUCUCAGUGGGAAACAUGGUGGACAACUGCAAAGCUCACCAGCUCAUCGAGACGCCUCGGGCUGAUCGUAAAGUCUCCACCAUCUGUGAUCGGCUCCAGUGCUCGCUCACGUGUGCUUUUUAAAAUGACUGAGAAUCUGUAAAGAAGGAUUUUAAAACUUUGUCAAACUAUAGAGCAUUGGUUUGUUGUGUACGUUUGCCUCAGAAUAACCAUCAUUCCAACCAGUGCUUCAGUGGUUUCAUUGAACAAACAGUGCUAUUGUUUACAGUGGAAAAAAAAGUACAUUUAAUUUAAUUUUUUCUUUUUUUUUUAAUUUGUGACACUUGUUUCCUGAAGCUGUGUGGGUGCUCUGGAAUGUGAGCUGUUGCCCUGAACAGGAAGCUUUUCUGGAGCCACACUAAUAAUAAAGCGCUGAUGUCGUCUUUA